AAUGAUUUGCAAACUCCGUUUCAUAUUGUUUUACCAAUAACAUACAGUGACAUUGAUGAAUACUUUCAGUCACAGAAAAACUCUUUGAAAAAGAGUUAUAAAUAUAUAAUGUUCAAUUAUUCGAGUUAAUUUAAGAAAUAUUGGAAUAGGUGUUAAAAAGAUACGCUGAAGUGUUGCAUAAUGAACCUUCCUGUGGAUCAAGGUGAAAUGAAGUGUCAAAAUUAUAGCUACAUCUCAUGCUCAAAUAAAUCCAAUUCAUCAUUCUUGAAAGAUGUACCCACUCCUAUUAUAUCUGAUUGGGGAUUCUGGAUAAAGUUUUUAUCAACACCGCUAAUUGUUCUCGUGGGAAUCAUUGGUAACAGCCUCUCUCUGAUGGUAAUGAAGGCGCCUUCAUUGCGUAACAAGAGUUACUCGCAUUUUCUCUGUGCGCUGGCAGUGUUUGACACAUUUUCACUCCUCAUCCGCCAGAUCGAAAGUAUCGACGAAUAUUAUGUAUUCCAUUCUGCAAAACCUGGAGUAUUUCAAAACUUUAACAGCUUAAGUUGUAAAAUGUAUAACUACAUCGCUCAUGUGAUAACUUUAAUGAGUUCUUGGUUGGUUGUACUAAUGGCCGUAGAAAGACUCAUAGCCGUUUGUUUUCCGUUUAAGAACGCAGUGUUGAGGAAACAGAAUGGAGCUUUGAUUGCAAUAUGUGUGCUUUUAUGCAUUGUUCUUUUGAGUCAAUCAUUCCGUUUCAUUAUCAUUGAGCACCUCCUGUACGAUCAGAAAUUCGAGAUUUGGGAUUGCCUUGCAGGGCAUGACUUCAUCGAACUAUACACAAGCCUCGACAUUUAUUUCUUUCAGUGGGCAUUGGUGUUUGUUUUUCCAGUAGUCUUGAUUAGCGUUUGCAACAGUAUGGUCAUCUAUCAAAUUUUGAAAGUAAAGAAAGAUGUGAAUAGAGAGGAAGAAUAUCUAACACGUGCAGACAACAGUGGUGCUAGAAAGAAGACGCGCAGUACCAGGAUGCUGCUAAUUUUGACAUUCACCUAUAUGCUUACGCUGUUACCAGUGUUCUCUUUAACUUUAAUUGUGGAUUUAUCAAUAAAAUUCAGCAAUAUUUCAACAGCCCGCAAUGUGUACCUUACACUCACGCCAUAUAUAGACGUAGGCGUAGCUAUUUCACUGAUGAAUUAUGCUGUUAACUUCUUCAUCUAUGUUCUUUCAGGUAAACGGUUUCGAUUUGAACUUAAGCGUCUCUUCAGACGCCGCCGUCGAAACAGGCCAAGUAUUAAAAGGACGGCUACAGUUAAAAGUACACGCGUGUAAAGAGGGGCGUGAGAAUACAAACAAAACUUCUCAAAAAUAGCUUUCACAAAGAUCUCAAAUGUUUAAAUUGUUCAAUAAGUAUAUAAAACGCUGAUAUUUCUAAUUUACUGCUGCAAGACAAGCAUGAAAGAUAAACAUUCCAAUGUGAUUUUCAUCUAAUGAAAUUGACAAAAUAAGACAAGCUUCUGUGGAAAACUUUGUCGAGCAAUCAGGUUUUAUUAAAAAGUAUUUAAAACAAUUAAAAUUGAUUAGUUAAAAAGGUGAAUACCAUGCUUUUAUUCGGUCGAAAUUUAAUUUUACUUUUAAUUAGAAAUAACCAGCUAUAUAUGAUUUUAUUUUGAAUUCCGGAUAAGAACAUGUUCCGUUCAAUACUUUACCACAGCUUCCGGUUCUGUUAAUGACAUAAUUUGAGCUGGUCGUGCCAAUGUUAUAGGAGUGUAUAAUUUGUACAUCAUAAAUGUCUAGAGUCAGCUAAUUGCCUGAUAUUUUCUAGAAGGAUAGGAUGGUGAAAUGUCACGUCUCUGCCUAAUUUGGUUCAGUUCACGUUCCUGUCGCCGAUAAAGAAAUGAGCUAUCAUAAUUUUUCAGAUUGUAAAAUAAUAUAUUGUCCGUUGAUUUGAGGCAAUCAGAAAGAUAGCCAUACGAGAGUAAUACUUUCUUAAAAAAGAAACUGCUGGAGUUACUUGUUACAUUUUUUAUUCCUUAAUUUCCGAACGAUAUGGAAGGAUUUUAUGUUAUUUAGUCCCAUAAAAGCGGAGAUCUCUGGGAUGUCAUAGUAUCAAAAAACCUAGGUGACUUUGCAGGACCUGUUCAGAUUAGCGUAGAGAUUGUUUCUAAUACCCAGUUUAUGCAUUUUAUCUUCAUCAAUAAAAGUACUUUGAUUUCAUAGUCCAAGUUGCCAUGCAUACAACACGUUUGUCGACUUAUGACGGGUAAAGUGUUAAUGUCUUCCUCUUUCUUAUCAUUUAAAAUCAUGAGUUCUUAUACUUUAUUGUUUUGAAGAUUGAAGAUAUAAUAGUUCUCGGUGGUAUGGGGUGUGAGAUGUGGCACUUUACAUUAUCAAACAUAAUCUGAAGUGUUCAUGUUAUUGCUCCGCAGGAACUCCUCUUUUCCAUUUUUACAGCAUGAUGUCAUAAGGCUGUUAGAAUCAAACUAUCGAUCGCCCUAGGUUGUCUUUCAAUCGCCUUAUUGCAACCAACAUUAUUAAAUUACCAACAUUAUGAAAUUAUGGUAUUUAACGUAUGUCCUUUCAAGUUCUCAUUUACAACUGCCUAAAAUAAAGCGAUGCAGGACCUAUUUUUUUUUGCUGAAGAAAUAUGACGAAAAUCCGUGAUAGGGCUUCCGCCCGGAGCAUGUUGAUCUUAAUGUUCAUA
Ruditapes philippinarum (Manila clam) is the source of this 2677-nucleotide messenger RNA. Its product is annotated as FMRFamide peptide receptor frpr-18-like. Gene Ontology annotation, cellular component: plasma membrane. Lineage: Eukaryota; Metazoa; Mollusca; Bivalvia; Venerida; Veneridae. Gene Ontology annotation, molecular function: G protein-coupled receptor activity. The transcript is spliced from 3 exons. The record is from RefSeq and is a predicted model, not a curated record. Bases 181 to 1305 code for a protein of 374 amino acids. Gene Ontology annotation, biological process: G protein-coupled receptor signaling pathway.